Molecule: messenger RNA, 1623 nt
Organism: Tarenaya hassleriana
Lineage: Eukaryota; Viridiplantae; Streptophyta; Magnoliopsida; Brassicales; Cleomaceae
Exons: 2
Coding region: 33-1514 (493 amino acids)
Source: RefSeq, a predicted model, not a curated record
UAGGUCCAGACGACAAUGCAAUAACACAAGGGAUGACGAACAUCGUGGCCUUAUGUCUGAUACUGACCACUUUUUUAGCGGCGGAGGUUUGGACGCCGUCUCCGGCGAUGACCCACAGUAAUGAGCCGGAGGCUGACAUCAUCGUGAAAGACGGCCACCGCCUGGUGGUCGUCGAGUACGAAAAAGAAGGCAAAACCAACACCAAGAUCGUGAUCUCGCCGCCGGAGACGAAACCCGGAGAAGCAGAAGAGGGAGAUAACAGAGGAGUGUUACGUAAUGUCAAAGACAGAGUGAAAGAAACGACGACGUAUCUUCCGAACGUCGGCCAAGGCAUCUCGCGCCCUGAGACGAACGGCGAAGACGGAGAGGCGCGUGGACGUCACGCGACGCCGGGCGAGCUUAUAUGCGACGCGUUUGGAAAGUGCAGGCACAAGAUCGCGAGCACGUUGGGUAAAGCCAAAGAUCGGAUCUCAAGGGUCCAGGAGGAGCCCAGUGAGCUCGGAGAAACGGCGAGAGAGACGGUGGACGAAUCCGGAGAGUCUACGGCGGCGAAGGCCGACGAAGCCAAGGAGACGGUGGCUCGGAUGACUCGCGGCGUUAAAGAAUCGAUGGGUCAUAAGGCCCAAGAUACGAUGGACAAGAUAUCAGAGACGGCCCAUGACUCGGCCCAUAAGUUGAAAGAGACAAUGGCUCAUAUUGCCCAAGAAGCGAAGGACAAAGCAGCCCAUAUUGCCCAAGAAGCGAAGGACAAAGCUGCCGAUACGGCCCAAGAAGUGAAGGACAAAGCGGCUCAAAAGGCCCAAGAAUCGAAGGACAAAGCGGCCCAUAAAGCCCAGGAAAUGAAGGACAAGGCUAAAAUGAAGCUGUCGGAAAAGGCCGAAGACGCGAAGAAUGUGGCGGGCGGAAUGGCAGAAGAGGCGAAGAAGUCGGCGGUUCCAAAGGCCCAAACGGCGUGGGGGAAGGUGAAGACGGCGGCGAAGGAGGUGAUGAGUCCGGCGAAGGUGGGGGGCGUGGUGGGUCUGACGGCGUUAGCCAUGGCUUACGGAACAUGCAUCUGGGUAACCUUCGUGUCAAGCUACGUCCUGGCCGGAGUUCUGGGGAGGAACCAGUUCGGUCUGGUCCAGAGCAAAGUGUACCCGGUCUACUUCAAGACCGUCUCGUUGGGCAUCCUCGUCGGUCUGGUAGGCCACGUCAUCGGCCGGAGCCGGAAAUUGCUGACGGACUCGGCCGACAUGUGGCAAGCCAUGAAUCUGCUGACGUCGUUCUUGAUGGUGGAGGGGAAUGGGUCGAUUCUCGAUCCACGGGCGACGAGAGCCAUGUUCGAGAGGAUGAAGGUGGAGAAAGAAGAAGGAAGAGGGGCAGAUGAGGAGGAAACGAGGCAGAAGCUGAGGAAACUUAGCGAGAGGCUUCAGAAGCUGAACACAUAUUCCUCAUGGAUCAAUAUAUUGACUCUAAUGUCUCUGACUUGGCACCUUGUGUAUAUUGGUCAACGUCUUACUGCUGCUUCUUCUUAAGUUUGACUUUUGGCUGUGUGUUCUUUUGUUACAUAAUGGUGUUACUGUUUUUUGUUUGUUCGGUUACGUUUUAUGAUAUGCUGUGGAUUCAUAAAAGAUCCUUCUAAUC